This is a messenger RNA of Betta splendens (Siamese fighting fish), 5320 nucleotides long. It is a transcript of the gene crtc3, whose product is annotated as CREB regulated transcription coactivator 3. Gene Ontology annotation, molecular function: cAMP response element binding protein binding. NCBI's taxonomy places the organism in Eukaryota, Metazoa, Chordata, Actinopteri, Anabantiformes, Osphronemidae. The coding region runs from base 1108 to 3096 and encodes 662 amino acids. The transcript has 15 exons. Gene Ontology annotation, biological process: protein homotetramerization; positive regulation of transcription by RNA polymerase II. Gene Ontology annotation, cellular component: cytoplasm; nucleus. The record is from RefSeq and is a predicted model, not a curated record.
UGAGGACCUUCCCGGUACUGACGCUGUUUAACGACUAAUGUUUUUCUGCGGUAGUGCGGGGAUAACGAGCCAGCGGACCGGAGUUACCGUCACCAGCCCGUCAGCCGACGCUCAGUGAGCCACAAACACGCAGCGUUUCUGCGGGGGCCUAGUGUUUCACCGGAGACGGAGGAAGCCACCUUUUCGGACGGCGCCGUCUGCUGCCCUUCCCGGAGCCGUCGGCUCGGAGUUCGCCUGAGACCGCGCUGCCGUCCGUGGAUUAAGACUCCGACGCGCCGUGAUCCCAGUCUAAGUGUGAAAUUGUGGAUUACGCUCCUGCAUCACGUGUGAAUAUUUGCGUUGUGAACGUUGCCUUUUUGUUGGAAACAAAACUCCGAUUUCAGCGGAAACUGGAAACGAGCAGCGGACACUUGUUGAAAUCCAGUUCACCGACCAAGCGUCGCUUUAACUGCUCCUGAGUUUUGCUAGCGUUAGUUUCUAGCCAGAUUUAGCUAACGCGGCUAACUACUUUCGCUGCCUGCACUGUCACGUAUUUUUGUACGCACUUGCUCCCUCUACACACCCGACCGAUCAUAAAUUCCGGCAAGUUUUUAAAGUGUAAAAAAUGUUGCGAUGGCGUUGACAGCAGUUGUAGCUAACUGAUAUAGCUGCUGUUACUGUGCUAGCACUGACAGCUAGCUCUGCGUUAACGUCAGAUUCAAACAAGUGGUUCGCUGGAAAACGUCAGUAGGAAGUUGUACUGUGUGAUUAAGUUCUUUAGUUAAAGCACUAAUAUCCUUCAAACGCGUUUAAACUAGCUUACUAUUGCGCAUACAUCCGCUGGGGCCAUCUUUGCUUCGCUACCGAGGCACAAGAAAACAACUUUUAUUAACGGAGCUUCAGUGUUAGCUUAGCCGCGUUAGCUUCUAACGUCGCCCACAACAACACUCAGCUGUCAUCCCCGCCAGGCUUCGCUUCCGACCGACCAGUAAUGUCCGUCAUGCUUUACUAACUCUCAUGGGUUCCCCGCAAAGCUCACGGGAAGCUCUUGGAAAGUAAACUCCCAGCACAGUCUUCCACUUUUGUACCCCCCGAAGUAGCUGAAGUUGUGAAAGUGCGGCCCGCGCCAUGUCUGGGUCCCCGGGCGCAGGUGGCUCAAACCCCAGGAAGUUCAGCGAGAAGAUCGCGCUGCACAACCAGAAGCAGGCAGAGGAGACGCGGGCCUUCGAGCAGCUCAUGACGGACCUCACCGUCUCACGGGUGCAGUUUCAAAAGGUCCAGCAGCUUCGUUUGUCAUCACAGCCACGGGCUCAGUACUACGGCGGCUCCCUUCCCAACGUCAAUCAGAUCGGCAACACCAGCACCGAUUUCCAGGGAGGCUUCCCCUCAGGGUUGGACUCAGUUAGAGGGACGCGUCACCAUGGACUGGUCGAAAGGGUCCACAGGGAACGCAAUCGCAUCAACUCUCCCCAUCGCCGACCCAUUGACAAGCAUGGACGGCAGAUGGAGAGCUCUCCAUAUGGAGCCGUGUACCUGUCGCCACCACCAGACAACAACUGGAGAAGGGAACAGCAGCCAUGGACUGAGGAAAAACGGCCUGGGUUUAGAUUAAUAUCACAGCUCAACAGGACCAAUUCAGACUCUGCUCUGCAUACAAGCGCCAUGAACCCCAACCCUCAGGACCCCUUUGGCAUGAACCAGCAGAUGGGCCGAGUUCCCCCCCAGCGAAAUGGCUGGCAUGCAGCUAGUGUGAAUGAAGCAGAGGUGGACGGUUGUGGAGAUGUUUUCUCCUUCCCCACCCUGCCCGGCGAGGACAGCCUCAUAGGUGUCAAUAAGCCCCUUCCUAAGCAGCUGUGGGAGGCCAAGAAGGUCCAGUCUCUGGCAUCAAGACCCGAUUCCCGUGAAGUGCCUGGAAUCAAUAUAUUCCCGUCUCCGGAGCAGAACCCCGGCCUGUCGCACUACCAGGGCUCGUUAAAUACGGGUGGGUCUCUCCCCGACCUCAGCAACCUGCACUUCCCUUCUCCGCUGUCCACGCCGCUGGAUCCUGAGGACAACGGAGGGUAUCCCAACCUCAGCGGGGGCAGCAGCACUGGCAACCUGCCAGCCGCCAUGAUGCACCUUGGCAUCGGCAACUCGCAGGGCCUUUCCUCCUCUCUGAGCAACCCAUCAAUACAGGCAUCCCUCAACAACUGCCAGCUGCAGUCAUCACUCAGCAAUCCCUCCAUCAAUUCAUCCCUGCGCUUGUCCAGCACCUCCCCCCGGCGGCGGCCCGCUCCGAUCAGCCCCCUCACCCUCUCCCCUGGUGCAGAGCAGCGCAGGGGUCUAGCCAAGCAGCUGUCUCCCACCAUGUCCCCGGCACUGUCCCCCAUCACACAGGGAGUUGCUUUAGAUACCAGCAACAUGCCACGGGAGCCGCCCCCACCCUAUCCGCUCUACCAACAGUCCCAGCAUGUAGUGGAGCAGGGACGCCAGCGGCAUCAGCAGCAGCAGCAGCAGCAGCAACAGCAGCAGCAGCAGCAGCAGCAGCAGCAGCAGCCGUCCCAGCAGCACCAGCACCAGCCAGUUUCUCCUCUUCAGAACAUCCAGCUGGACUUCAACACAAGCCAACAGCACAACAACAUGGCAGCGCUCUUCAGCGACCCCUUCAUGGAGCCCCAGUUCUCCAACCGCCAGAGCAAAGGGCUCCCCUACCAGUUUGACCAGUUCAGUCUUUUGGAAAAUGCAAUGAGCUCCGCAACCGGAGGUUCUUGCUUUGACCCUUCCUCGUCCUCCUCCUCUUCGCUCUACUACAACCAGGCUGCGCUGUCAGGACUGGGCGGCAGCCACGGCAGCCUGCAGGACCCGAUGCACAUGAGGUCCAACAUGCUGUACUCCAACUGCAGCGGCGCUCUGCCAAACAUCAUACUCACUGAUGACUCCAACCCCAGUCUGUCCAAGGACAUCAGCAGCGCGUUGUCCACGGUGCCCGAGUGUUUUGACUCGGAGGGAGUCUUCCCGCUGGAGGACGAGCUGCGUAUCGAGCCGCUCAGCCUGGAUGGUCUAAGCAUGCUCAGCGACCCCGACAUGGUGCUGCCCGACCCGUCUGUGGAGGAUACGUUUCGCAGCGACAGACUCUGAAUGUAAAAAGCGUUUCAGGCAUCGUGUAUAGAUUGUACAGAACUGAAUUAGCAUAUAACCACUGUGCAUGCAUCACCCACCACUAAGGUUCACUCAGCGUGAUGGCUGUGGACACGUUCAAGGAGGAGACUUGUGAACAAACACUGUUUACACCUGCUUCUUGCAAAGUUAGCGCCACACCUUUGUUUGUCUCCGUUACUUCGAAUGAGGUGAAUAAAAUCUGUUCACGGUUUUUAAAUCAGCACCAGCAGCCGAACAGGGGCCACAUCUUCAACCAUGCAUCUGCCCACUUAACCAAAAAGACUCAUGAUGAUGCAUCGAGGAGCCAAGGUCCUCCCGCUUCUUUCUCCGAAGCCAUGGCAACAUCAUCACUAUGGUUACACACCAUAGCAACCCCACUGCUGUGCUGAAGGGCAUCCAAAAUGCCAACACACAAUUUACUUUCUUACAGCUCUGAAACCGUAGAUAUGACUUAAUGAGCGCCUAGAACUGUGCCGUGGUGACUGCUCACAGCUGGAGCGGUGACACGUUGGUGGAGAAACAUCUGGCAGCCAAGUUCUCUUCAGGUGGAAUGAAAUGCAGCUGCACUGUGGCUGCAAGAUUAUGGUGAAAAUGAAGAGAUUUAGUUUGAAAUGUAUUUCUUUACAUACUGUAUGGUUCCAGAUUAUUUUUAAAAUAGUUGCGACAGAUUUAUAAAUAAAUAAAUAUAUAUAUAUAUAUAUAUAUAUAUAUACAUGAAAGGCCUCAGCAUCUGCCUAAUAGAAUGUUAAAAACAAAAAGGGCAAACUGUUUACAAAGAUGAGAUUUUAUUAAGCAAAUGUUACUGCAGAGUUUAAUAUUUGAAUUUCUAAUUUAGAAACAUAAUUAAGAGCUGCUUUGAAUAAAAGCUCUGUUUUUACGCCCCACGUCCAGUUUUCAGCCAGAGACCAGAUGGCUGUGGCUUCUCUGGCAGCGCUGGGAAAACAUCCCAAUCUAUUAGAAGGAAAAGAGACACUUUUGGACAUGUUUCUAAAACUGUGUGUAGAAGUUGCAUCUGUGUAUUUGACAUUUUGUACCUAACUGGUUGUGAAUAAGGGCAUGCACUGUGCUACUGUGGAUCGAUCCUGUCCUGAAUACGCGCUUGCCUCUGGCUUUGUGUCCUGGUGUUGUGGCAGUGCAGCAGCCGGAGCAGACCGCAGCCGUGGACACCGGACGUCAUGUGACGUCGCACUAAACCUGCUUUGCACUAAUUGGUUGGUUUGUGUACAACGAUCCUAAUGUUGUUUGUUUUGUUACUGAGAAGCCAAAGAAGCCGACUUUAUGUGACGACACGUGUUAAACACAGCAGCUGUUGAGGAAACGGAUGACAUUUCACUUUCUGGUCUUCAGGCUGAUGCUUGAAGCUCUGUUUACAGUUGGUUAUGUAACGUCUGGGCGACGUUGGUCAUGGAGCGCCCCCUAGUGUCUGCUUUCACAACUCCAAGUCCUGUGUUUUUACUUCUAUUAGAAGGGACUGACCCUGCAGGGCAGCGGGUCAGGGUCCAGGGUCGGUUCAGGCGUCUUCUGCCUCUGCUUCUUCAACUAUGCAACCUUUAGAAUUAGUCAGUGCGACCUGCUGAGCGGGCGCACGGGUACAUUAUGCAGUGCAACAUGGCUUCAGGUUCACAUCAGCUGUGCUACGUGCGUCCGGUGUCCAGAGUCUGCUCCUGCUCCGGCUGAUCGACCGGCGUCUGUGGUGACGUGGGUUGGGUUGAGGGACCGUGGUCGGAUUCACUGUCGUGUUGUCUAAUGCAAAAUGAAGAGGGCUGUUGGGCUUUACCUAGACGUUUUCUAAGAGUUUAUAUUUUCACAUACUCUACAUUUGUACCUGCUCUCCUUCACUCUCUCAGACAAUAGGUGCGUUUGGAGCCACUUUGCGCUUUGGUUUCUGUGUUUUGUGUCUCGGCCUGUUCCCUGCUGCCGUCUGCUGCCUUACUUUUAUUGUGACCUGUAUCGGCUCCUUACGUCCCUUUAGCUUUAGCUGUUAUGUGCUAACUGCCCUUUGACGUCUUUUGAGUGUCUAACUUUUUUUAGUUGCAUAUUAAAAUGUACAGUUGUGUUAUUUAAAUAAUGUUUUGUCACUAGUGUUACUACUCUUCUGUUGUUUUUAUUUUCUCCCAGGAUCUAAAAUUUUGUUCAUUUGUAAUGUAUCUUAUAGUGCUUGUGUUUCUGAUUUAAUAUAAACAAUAAACCGCUUAUACAGUGA